AUGAAGACUUCUACCAUCCUCCUCGGCGCCUCGGCUGCUGUCCUGGCUGCUGCUCAGACCGACUUCCCUAACGGUUUCCCCCAGUGUGGUCUCAUUUUGGAAACCGUGGAAACUGACAAGCUCUCUUUUCAGAUCACUUGUAUCACAAAUAUGCUUGCAAAGUCCGGCAGCGAGUUCAACUGCAGCGCCUCGGAUCUUCAGUGCCUCUGCUCCAACGUCAACUUCCUGUACGGAGUUAGAGACUGUGCAGACCAGGCUUGCUCGAGCUCCAGCGAGGCCGAUCUCGUCAAGCAGGUUGGAGUCAACUACUGUGCCAAUGCUGGUAUCGCUGUCUCCGGUAUCUCUGUUGACAGCACUCUGCCUGCCACCGUUUCCGCUACGACCACUGUCGUCGCCGACGCCGGUGCCGCUACCACUGGAGCUGAUUCUACUACUGCUUCUGGCACUGAUGCUACCAGUGCUGCCAGUGCUGCUAGCUCUGCCGUCUCCACUGUCUUCAGCGAGUCGACUGACAGUGCUGGCUCCGUGACCUCCAUUGCCGUCUCGACCGUCUUCUCUGAGGCUGCCGCUGCUGUCUCGACUGUCUUCUCCGAGUCUACUGACAGCGCUGGAUCUGUCACCUCCGUAGCUGUCUCGACCAUCACCUCUGAUGCCUCAGCCGCUGGCAGCGCUGUUUCUACUGUCUUCUCCGAGUCCACUGACAGCGCUGGUUCCGUCACCUCUAUCGCCGUAUCGACUGUUUCUGCCAGCGAGGUCGAGUCCACUAGCACUGGCACCACCACUGGAACUGAUGUCAACACUGUUUCCAACGAGAGCACUACCUUGACUGCCACCUCGACCCACACUGGCACCACCCUGUCCACGAGCACCUCGACCCAGACUGGUGAGGGCUCUGCCAGCAGCAGCAGCUCUUCGGGUUUCGCUGCUCAGCAGACUGUCGGCCCAGUUGGUCUCAUCGCCGCUGCCGGUAUGGGUCUCGCCCUGAUGAUCUAA
This is a messenger RNA of Pestalotiopsis fici W106-1, 993 nucleotides long. RefSeq lists its product as uncharacterized. Lineage: Eukaryota; Fungi; Ascomycota; Sordariomycetes; Amphisphaeriales; Sporocadaceae. The coding region runs from base 1 to 993 and encodes 330 amino acids. The record is from RefSeq and is a predicted model, not a curated record. The transcript is spliced from 4 exons.